UCAUUUUCUCCACACACACACACACACUUAAUUAUCAUAAUCGCCUUAUUAUUCUAGAUACUUCUUCUCUAGAGUCAAUCAAUCAAUUAAUCAAAUCCAUGGCGUCUGAUCUGAUCACCAAAGCCAAAGAAGCUUUCAUUGACGACCACUUCGAACUCGCCGUUGACUUUUACUCUCAGGCCAUCGACCUUAACCCUACCAAUCCCGACCUCUUCUCCGACCGCGCUCAGGCCAACAUCAAACUCCAUAACUACACCGAAGCUGUUUCUGAUGCAAACAAAGCAAUUGAGUUGGACCCCACAAAUUCAAAGGCGUAUCUGCGUAAAGGCACUGCAUGUUUCAAUCUUGAAGAAUAUCAGACUGCUAAAACAGCCUUUGAAGCUGGUGCUUCUUUAGUUCCAGAAGAUACAAGAUUCAGUGAAUGGGUAAAGAAGUGUGACAAGUGCAUUGCAGAGGAAAAUGGUGGGCUGCCAACACAAUCACUAAAUGCAACUCCCACUGAGGUGGUUGCUAAAACUGAUGCAGCUCCAACUGAUGCUGAACAAGUUAAUAACAUAUCUAACGAGGUGGCAACCAACACGCCAGCCAAACCAAAAUACAGGCAUGAGCUCUAUCAGAAACCAGAGGAGGCAGUUGUGACCAUAUUUGCGAAGGGGAUACCAGCGGACUGUGUUACAGUUAACUUUGGCGAACAAAUACUAAGUGUGACGAUUGAAUUGCCUGGAGAAGAGGCAUAUGUUUUUCAAACUCGUUUGUUUGGAAAGAUAAUCCCCGCAAAGUGCAGAUUUGUUGUUCUUUCAACCAAGAUAGAAAUACGCCUUGCAAAAGCUGAACCAAUACACUGGACAUCUCUUGAAUUUAGCAACAACAAUUUGGUUGUGCGAAGCAGCAAUGCCCCAUCAGGUAAUCAAAGACCUAUGUACCCUUCAUCGAGAAAAACAAAAGACUGGGAUAAGCUUGAAGCUCAAGUGAAAAAGGAGGAAAAAGAUGAAAAGCUUGACGGCGAUGCAGCUUUAAACAAAUUUUUCCGUGAUAUCUAUUCAGAUGCAGAUGAGGAAACAAGAAGGGCCAUGAAAAAAUCUUUUGUGGAGUCGAAUGGAACAGUGCUGUCAACAAAUUGGAAAGAAGUGGGAUCAAAGCAAGUGGAAGGAACUGCUCCAGAUGGCAUGGAACUUAGGAAAUGGGAAUAUUAAGGUUCUGGUCAAAGAUUUGUGUGACAUACCCUUAGCCUUGUUGCUUAAUGCCUUUUUUUUGGGUUUAAAUGUUGGGUCUUUUGUUUAUUGGCCUGGCUGGCCAUGUUUUGAAGUUGUCUAUAGUCUUUUGCAUGAAGCCAAACUGAAAUACCUAGUUAUUCAUUUUCCCUCUACUAGUAUCUUGUGUUCGUACAGUGCGAGUUUCGUAACCUAAGACUGAAGUUGUGUUAUUGUUUAUGUUCGUAAACUAUUCUGAUCCAUAUUUUGGUAAUGGUAUUUCUGUUUCAGUCA
This is a messenger RNA of Erigeron canadensis, 1484 nucleotides long. RefSeq names its product protein SGT1 homolog B-like. The coding region runs from base 99 to 1193 and encodes 364 amino acids. Gene Ontology annotation, cellular component: nucleus; cytoplasm. The transcript is spliced from 10 exons. NCBI's taxonomy places the organism in Eukaryota, Viridiplantae, Streptophyta, Magnoliopsida, Asterales, Asteraceae. Gene Ontology annotation, molecular function: protein-folding chaperone binding. The record is from RefSeq and is a predicted model, not a curated record. Gene Ontology annotation, biological process: defense response to fungus; protein stabilization.